AUGCUUUGUGCUGGUGCUGGUGCUGGUGCUGGUGCUGCUGAGAAGAAUGGAAAGCCCGGGGCUGCAAACACCAGAUUGGCUGGCUUCUGUAGGGCAGGAGUGGACUUGGCGAAUCGCAGCUGCAGCCCCUUCCUGCCUCGAGAGCUUUUGGAGCAUCUUGCCUUGGCUUCCAGAAGCCCUUUGCGGCAGCUGUCUCCUGUCGCUGCCAUGCCUCGCGAUGGCAUCCCAGCAUCGCACUGCAUCCCACCUGCGUCGCAUCACAUCUUGGAGCCAGCUGCCGGCAGUGUCUGUUCCAGUCUUCGCCAACAGCCUGCGAGGCCUUUGACGGCCAGCACCUCCUUCCUCACUGGACACCAAGCAUUGCCAAUUACGCCUAGACGCAGCCAGGCCAGAGGCUGGCUGCCGUCGUCUGCAAGCCACACCACGAUCACAGCUAGCGACGCCUCGCAACGCCCGCGCAAAAACCCCCCCAUACGCCCUAUCUCGCCCGCCAGGAUUCAGCCACCACAAAGUGCCAUUCCUCCCGACUCGCUAGGCUGGCCAAGCCUGCAUUCAGCCUUUCAGCCCUCUUCAGCUUGCCACAGCCGCACCAACAAGUCAUCGGCACGCGUCCCAGAGCCAUCGCCCGGCGAGGCAGGGGCCACACGUUCAGCGCGCUCGACCACGAGGGCCACACCGUCUGUCCCAAUCCGGAAGCUCAUUACCUCUGCCGCCACAACUGUUGGCCCGUGGAGCAAGAGCAAUAGUCUCAACGGCUCGUGCUACGUCGCACCCAUCUAUCUGUCUGUGCUGGGCAUUGACAGAAGCACGUCACCCUCGCAGCUGCGUGUGGACCGUGCCGCCUUCUCGGCAAGCCCUCUCGAUCCCUCCCGUCAACUCUGGCCUGUGCUGUGCUUGUGCAUGACCGAGAACCUCGCCGCUUGUGGUGGACCACCAAGGACGAGAAGCUGGGUCAUGGACAGAUUUCCCCGAGAGCCGUCGGGACCUGGAAAAGAGGAACCGCGUCAUCACGACCCCGUUGUCUCCGGGGGUUCUUCUCCUGGUACUGCUGCUUAUGCUACCGGUUUUUCUGGUAUUGGUGGGCCACUGUCCACUUUCACCGGUGCUACUUGACGCAAAAAAACAAAAAUUAAAAAAGUCUCUGAAGACUAGGGCCGGCUAACGAUGUAACUGCCGAACGGCGUCUACUUUCUGAUCUUCACUGGCGACGGACAAUGAAGGAUCUCCGAGCGAGUAACCGAGCGGGCUACUGCGCAAUGUGAUGCUGCCCUGUGCAUAUUUGGGCCGUCGGUAUCAGAGGAAAGGAAACAUACCUCUUGACUUGGCGAGGUCAAAGAGGCAAAACGGGGGGUCCCAUGAGCUUACACACAGAAAAGAUGAGUUCUGUUGCGACGCUGGUCCUGGUGUCCUCCUGCCUGAUCGCCUGCCCUUCCUUGCCUUUCCUGCCUACCAUAUAUCGCCCUGAUCUGCAGUGGGGGAAAAGGGUGCAAGUGCCCACCCGUUAAAGCAUCUGUGCCGCU
Microdochium trichocladiopsis is the source of this 1520-nucleotide messenger RNA. RefSeq lists its product as uncharacterized. Lineage: Eukaryota; Fungi; Ascomycota; Sordariomycetes; Xylariales; Microdochiaceae. The record is from RefSeq and is a predicted model, not a curated record. The transcript has 5 exons. The coding region runs from base 1 to 1113 and encodes 370 amino acids.